AUGGAGAAGCUGGCGACCAGUCUCCACGACAUUCUGGAUCCCGAGCCUCCGCCGCCGACCAAGCCCUUCGUCCCCGUCUCUCUGAAACGCUCCGUCCUUCACGACGUGGCCCGCGGGCUCUCGUUCCUGCACAGCCACUCUCCGCCCAUCAUCCACCGCGACUUGUCGGCCAGAAACGUUCUCCUGAACGAGGGGAUGGUGGCCAAGAUAGCCGACCUGGGCAUGGCUCGCAUCGUGCCGAGUCUGCGAGCUUCCACCAUGACCAAGGCACCAGGAGCCUCCAUCUACAUGCCUCCAGAGGCUCUGGAAGACGAAUCGAGAUACGACGUCACAAUCGAUAUCUUCUCUCUCGGAGUUCUCGCAAUUUUCACUCUUCCCAAAUGUUUCCCAGACCUCUGGCAGCAGCGUACAUGGACGACAGUGAGAGGAUGGUGGGUCGAACAGAGUUUGAGCGUCGUGGCAACUACAUGCGGGAGGUAA
Molecule: messenger RNA, 480 nt
Organism: Geodia barretti
Lineage: Eukaryota; Metazoa; Porifera; Demospongiae; Tetractinellida; Geodiidae
Source: the annotation of a GenBank genome assembly